Poeciliopsis prolifica (blackstripe livebearer) is the source of this 1986-nucleotide messenger RNA. RefSeq names its product EPS8-like 3a (gene eps8l3a). Gene Ontology annotation, cellular component: ruffle membrane; plasma membrane; vesicle. The transcript has 18 exons. NCBI's taxonomy places the organism in Eukaryota, Metazoa, Chordata, Actinopteri, Cyprinodontiformes, Poeciliidae. The record is from RefSeq and is a predicted model, not a curated record. Gene Ontology annotation, biological process: regulation of Rho protein signal transduction; positive regulation of ruffle assembly; Rho protein signal transduction. Gene Ontology annotation, molecular function: actin binding. The coding region runs from base 1 to 1986 and encodes 661 amino acids.
AUGUUGUGUGUGAUCCGGCAGGUGUGUCGGGACAGGAUGUUCAGGAGCAACAGUCCAUACGGUUCUGAGGCCAGCAGCUACAUUUCCUUCCAGUCCAAUGGAUUCUCCAACAUGGAUGAUUCCGCCUCCCAGAUAUCGAACAUCUCGAGACCCAGUGCAAAGUCGAUUUACCUGCAGCGGCUGCAGUACGCAGCAUCAGUGAACAAGAUGAUGGAAAGAUCAGAGCACAGAGUGGAGCACUUGUUUACUUGCGACCUAAACGGGAAGGAUCUCAGAAACAUCCAGGACUGCGUGGACCGCCUGAAGGUUCUGGAUCAGACGGGUCGUAUUUGGGGUCAGAACAUGGUGCUGGAGGUUCGCGGUGCCAACCUGAUCCUCAUAGACUAUGAGACCAAGGAAGAGAUGGAGUCCUUUUCUCCUCAUGAAAUGAAGGAGUUGUUUGCCUUUCUGGACGUCGGGCCGUUCGACUCUCUGCUCAUCCUGUCCGUCCAGAACAGGAGAAAACCCGCCACCACCGUCUUCCUGUUCCAGUGCAAUGAAGUCAGGGCUGAUUUCAUCGCAAAGGAUUUAGUGCGAGCUCUGUCGCAGAAGAGUGAGGGUUCACAACUCAGCAAUGGACACACUGUGGGUGGACAUGAAAGAGUGAGACAGCCCAAGAAGCCUGUGGAGCCGAGGCCUGAACAUGAAGCGCCACCAUGGACUCCGCCUGACAACACUGAGGAUGAUUUCUCUGAGCCUGAACUGGACCUGCGUCGGCACCGGGAGGAAGACGACGUCCCGCCGCCGAUGCCGUCCCCGUCGCCUCCCCCCCGACCGUACACAGAGCUGGACAGGGACGUUGACAUUUUAAACCACAUCAUAACCGACGUCGAGAUCUUCAUGGGGAAAAUAUCCGCAGCCGAGGCCAAAAACGGAAAGAAGAAAAAGAAAAAGAAAAAAGGAAAAGGAGGGAACGACGGGAUGCCGCCUGAGGAGGAGUUUUCAGAUUGCCUCCAUAAAAUCAAAUCUGGCUUCAACCUUCUGGGAGAGCUCAACGGAAAGAUCAACAAUCCAGCCGCUCCUGACUUUGUCCACUCUUUGUUCUCUGCAUUAGCAUUCGUGUGCUCUCACUGCUCUGAAGCCGUCCCUCCGUCCAUCAUCGCCCCGCUGCUCACGCCUCAGUGUAUCCGUCUCCUGAGUGAGGAGGCGUCCUCGGAGGAGGACAACCUGUGGCAGUCCCUGGGAGACGCCUGGAACAUCCCCAGCACCAAAUGGCCAGAGGAGGAUGAGGACAUCCCCGUCUACAACAUGCAGUUCUUUGAUGGCUGGCAGCCCCCAGAAGUGACUGGAGAGCUUCCAGCCAGUGAACAGGAGAACCGGUGGGAGAAUCCUCGGCCUCCACCGAGCCGGCAGCCGCCACCGAGCCGGCAGCCGCCACCGAGCCGGCAGCCUCCACCGAGCCGGCAGCCGCCACCAAACACAGCUGGACACAAAACACAGCAGGAGCCGAGUUAUGCCAAGUGGAAGCCACCAAAAGAACAACAAAAACCACGGCCAGUCGAGGUAAAACUACGCGACAUGCGUGUCAAAUACGACUUCGUGUCCAGAAACCAGAGGGAGCUCACCGUCACUAAAGGAGAAACAGUUGAUCUUCUGGACAAGUCGAAGCAGUGGUGGAAAGUGAGGAACAACAGAGGAGAGGAAGGUUACGUACCAAACAACGUCCUGGAAGAUGUUGACGUUCAGUCUUAUGAGGAUUUUGACACGUCUCCAGUUCUGACGAGGAAAUCUAAACCCCCGGAGGUGAAAGCCUGGCUGGAGCACAUGGGAUUCAACCCCAUCACCGUGCGCUGCCUGGGCGUCCUGAGCGGCUCCAUGCUGCUGGGGAUGAGCAGAGAGGAGCUGAAGUCGGUGUGUCCAGAGGAAGGAGGACGAGUCUUCUUCCAACUACAGGCGGUCAGAUCCGCCUUGGCAGUAAGUCUCUCGUCCGUUCGACUGAAGAUUUAG